UUAUGGACCGUGGCUGGCUUUCAAGUUAGAGAUAUGAUCUGAGAUUCAAACCAACGAUAUGCAAAACACAUAUUUUGGAUGGGGGAAUGCAGCUGAAGGUUUCAUCAGAUUACACACGGACACACUUCCGAUGAAUGUGGCACAUGACUGGUUUCUUAUUUUCCACAUCUACUAUCCAAGGCGCAGCUGCAGCUGGUUAACAUAUUUGUCUCAACGCGUAAAACUGUCUGUACUUUUAUGAACAAUGAAGCCGUGUCAUUUACCGUCAACAUACCACCGGGAAUCCAGUGGCUUUUCAAGCAAAGCAGACUACAUGACCGACGGCACCGACGUAAUGGACAAACCACCAAGCUCAGAACCGACAUGCGCAAGAACACGCCUGUCCAGGGCGCAGCAGCCUUACGAAGUUUAGUCAGACGUGGAGAAUAUUUAAAUCACGGAAACACCAACAAUGCAUAUCACCUACAAGAAGUUGCUUGGACUGAUUUUGGUCUGUGGACUACUGCUGCUAGCCCUCCUUCAUGCUUGGAGCCCUGGAUCCAGCUCAGAAGUUGACAUACAUCCAAGACAGGGAAGUCAAGUGAAGAAGCUCCUCGAUAAGAAAAUUCAAGACAUCAUCAGUGACUACCCUGACGUUGUCUACCAUAUAAAGGAAGAAGUGGCAUGCCGUUUAGCUCAAAAUACAUGUGUGUGUCUGGCUGACAAGGAGACCUUUCACCUGCCGUUCUCCAAUCUGCUGUUCCCACGUGUGUGGGCCCACAACGUUGGUCUGGCGUUCUUAGACUCCCAUCCUGACCCUGAGGGUGUUAAGCGUGACAGAGAUCAGGAGUAUAGCAGCUUUCAGAGCAGGUCUUACAGCCCUACAGAUCAACUUAUUGUAGCUGAAGCCGGCAGUCCUCUUCAGUAUCCCACCCAGGGUGUGGAGGUGCGACCCCUCAAAACAAUCAUCAUUCCUGGUUUGGGUCUUAAAGAGGAAACAAGAUCAAAUCAUGUGGUAUAUUUCACAGCAACACUGGGGACUUUUGAUGUUGCUGCUACUGUGGACAGGGUUUCUGUAAAAGGAGAGGGAGAACACCACAUGAUACUGUCCAGUCCUUCUCUGUCUGCUCUGAACAGACAGCUGCAGUUUGUCACCUAUACAAACACAGUGUUCCAUCCCAGGACGGCGGACACAGUUCAGUUUGCAACUGAAGGUCACCAGGCAUUUUUCACCAUUAAAAUUGGACAUGGAACCAUCCCGAAUCUUUACUACUCUGGACCCCAAAAAGAGUACAAUAUUAGCGCUCUUGUUACCAUCGCCACCAAGACCUUUCUACGCUAUGACAAGCUCAAAGAUCUCAUCGACAGCAUACGGCAGUAUUAUCCUACCGUUACUAUCGUGAUAGCAGAUGAUAGUGAACACCCUCAGCCAGUGACCGGGCCUCACAUUGAACAUUACAUCAUGCCAUUUGGAAAGGGUUGGUUUGCAGGAAGAAACUUGGCAGUGUCUCAAGUGACCACUAAGUAUGUACUCUGGGCAGAUGAUGAUUUCCUCUUCACUGCAAACACCAAGCUGGAGAAGAUGGUGGACAUUCUAGAGAAGACCACUCUGGAUCUGGUUGGUGGUGCAGUGAGGGAGGUGACAGGUUACACUGCAACAUAUCGACACACCAUUUCAGUGGAAGAAGGGGGAGAGGAAGGUGACUGUUUACAUAUCCGAAAUGGCUACCAUCACGUCAUCCAGGGAUUUCCCAACUGUGUGAUAGCUGAUGCUGUCAUCAAUUUCUUCAUGGGGAGGACAGAUAAGGUGCUGCAGGUGGGCUUCAAUCCCCGCCUGUCAAGGCACGGACAUCUGGAGUUCUUCAUCGACGCUCUGGGCUCCCUCCACAUUGGCUCCUGUAGUGACAUCAUUGUAAGCCAUGCAUCAAAGAUCAAACUACCCUGGAGUCAAACAGACUCACAAAAGUCCUACAACAAAUUCCGUUAUUCAUCUUCCACUAAAGAUCGUAAUGUUCAUAACGAAGUCUUCUAUUUCAAGAACAGGUUCAAAUGCAUGACCAGUCAGUGAAACCUGGGCUCCCACGUGUGUGUGUUAGCUGCUUAAUUUGAGGGGGGAAAUUAUUGUUGUUUUCAGGUACAGUGAAGAAUGCAGAAAAUGUUAACUGCCUUAGCACCUGCUGUUAAAGGGAUGGCAUGGACAUUUUGUUCAGUGAACAGUUUUCAGUUGUUUUAUAUAAACAGAAUAUCUAUUUUCUCUAGCAGACCUAAACCUCCAUAUCCGGUAUUUACCCCCUCGACACACACACAGACAAAUACACAAUAUGCACUCAGAGUAUUGCCUUUUUGUUUGUGUGUUUGUUUUUAAUGCACUGUGUUCUGAAUGUACUGUGUCUGGUAAGUCUUUAUAGAUAGCACUUUAUGACACCAGUCAAUAUUUAACCGUUAGUGACAGAGGCUGCUCUGCUGGAAGCUAUCUGCUUAUCAGGUGCAGUAACAACCCACACACGUGGGAUGGCUUUACUGAUAUUUUUAAUCAAUAAUUCACCAUGACACUAGGCUUAAGUAGUGAUCCAGUGAGUGUUGAAUGUUCAAGUUAUUAUUAUUUUCAAGGUUAUUGUUAAGGUCCAGCAACUCAUGACAAAAUGGAAAAUUUAAGUGUCAAUCAUAGUUGUAACAUCAGUGGUCAUUGCUUUAAUUAGUUUACUAAACAGCAUUAUCGUGCCAAUUUGUAACUAUGUUAGUUUGUUUCGACAAACAAAUGUGUGAAAGUAUUUUUUUUUUUUUAUUUCCUUCAACAGAUCAUAAUUUCUAUGAGCUAUCAAAACCCCUGAGACCAGUGAAACUGGGUGCCCAAAUUCAUUUAAAGCUGUUUAAAUGAAUUUAUUUGAUCUAAAACCUGUUUGUUUAUUUUGAUAUUAUACUUAUUUUCAGAAUAAUAGUUUUUUUAAUGAUUUAUUUUUUUACGUAGAUGUUGUGAAAAUUAAAUAGUAUUAAAUGCUGUAGCCAAAUGUGUGUUUUUCAAACACUGUUCAGGCAUCUACAGCUUCCCAUCCUGAAUUCAUCCCUCUGAAGAAGUGAGCAGCCAAACUCACAGACAGGCUAAACUAGAAAGCACUUACAGAUCCUGCUAGUUUAUUAGAUAAUACUUAUCAUGGUUUGUUACUCAGGGAAUAUUUGAGUUGCUAAAAUCUUUUUGAAUGUAUUGUGACAGUUAUUUCAAAGUGACAAAGUGGUGUGAGCAUGUCUUGCUGUGCAAGUAAACUGAAUGUAAAAGCAGUAAACUUAGUCCUGUUAUGUUACUGUUGAACAGUUUAUGCGGUUGUCAUUUGUACUGUGUGUGUGGAAAAUUAUACCGUGAACCUGAUCAUGCUCUGUCCUGUUAUUAUAUUUGUUGAAGACUAAAAUUGUUUUAUCAUUCACCCCAGUUCUCCAGCUGUAAGCAAGGCAAAGGUGUGUGUUCUCCCUCUUCUUCCUUUCUCGCAUCCCUCUGUGCCUCUCUUUGACCUCAUCCUCUUCUGCCUCUGCUUCCAGGCCUCUGAGCUCUCUCCUCCAUGUGUGUGUGUGUGUGUGUGUGCUUUAUCUUGUGGCCCAUUUUGCCAGUUGUUAGACAGUGUGAUUGAAAAAAUCGAAAUGAAAUAAAAUUUUUUAAAAAAAGUAAAUAGUUUAUCAAAACAAGAUGUGGUUUUCAUAUAUUGAAAACCAUGUAUUUCAUGCACACACACACCUUAUUUUAGCUUGGUAUCUUGUCACCUUUUUUACUACUCUAGAAUUUGUAGGUCUUAUAUUUGUAAAUAAGAUAAGAUACGAUAAGAUGAUCCUUUAUUAGUCCCAUUACUGGGAAGUUUACGAUGUUACAGCAGCAAUCAGGAUAUAGAGGGUGCAAAGCAUGCAAGAAUGAGGGAAGGAUGAGCAUUCAAAAAGAAUAAAUACACAGGAAACAAAUACCUGCAGCUGUACACAGUACAGAAAAGAAAAAGACUAUUUACACUAGUGUCCCUCAAGUUUUGAUUUUGAUAUUUUAAUAAAAUUUCAACCUUUACAGGGAUUGUUUGG
Scatophagus argus is the source of this 4032-nucleotide messenger RNA. RefSeq names its product beta-1,4-N-acetyl-galactosaminyl transferase 1a (gene b4galnt1a). Gene Ontology annotation, molecular function: hexosyltransferase activity. Gene Ontology annotation, biological process: ganglioside biosynthetic process. The transcript has 11 exons. Lineage: Eukaryota; Metazoa; Chordata; Actinopteri; Scatophagidae. The record is from RefSeq and is a predicted model, not a curated record. Gene Ontology annotation, cellular component: Golgi membrane. The coding region runs from base 452 to 2047 and encodes 531 amino acids.